Puccinia triticina is the source of this 1152-nucleotide messenger RNA. RefSeq lists its product as uncharacterized. Gene Ontology annotation, cellular component: cytosol. The coding region runs from base 1 to 1152 and encodes 383 amino acids. Gene Ontology annotation, molecular function: ATP binding; methionine adenosyltransferase activity. Lineage: Eukaryota; Fungi; Basidiomycota; Pucciniomycetes; Pucciniales; Pucciniaceae. The record is from RefSeq and is a predicted model, not a curated record. The transcript is spliced from 6 exons. Gene Ontology annotation, biological process: S-adenosylmethionine biosynthetic process.
AUGCCUGCAAGCAACUCCAUGCCCUCUGCCAAGCCUACCCUGCCCGAGGGUCACUUUCUCUUCACCUCAGAAUCGGUCGGUGAAGGCCACCCGGACAAGAUCUGUGAUCAGGUUUCUGAUGCCAUUCUAGAUGCAUGCCUCAAAGACGACCCGUGGUCAAAGGUCGCAUGUGAGACUGCCAGCAAGACCGGCAUGAAAGUGAUUCGUGAGACGAUCAAGCGAAUCGGAUACGACCAUUCCGACAAGGGCUUCGACUACAAGACCUGUAACGUCCUCGUGGCCAUCGAGCAGCAGUCUCCUGAUAUCGCUCAAGGCUUGGAUAACGGAAGUCUUGAAAACCAUGGGGCUGGUGAUCAGGGUAUCAUGUUCGGCUACGCCACCGACGAGACCGCUGAGCUGAUGCCCCUGACGCUUGUCCUGGCCCAUCAACUGAAUGCCAAGCUGGCCGAAGAGAGACGGAAAGAGGGCGGACUGAAUUGGCUCCGUCCGGAUUCCAAGACCCAAGUCACGAUCGAGUACAAGAAGGAGCAGGACAGCGGGGCAGUGGUGCCGAUUCGAGUAGACACUAUCGUGGUUUCUACCCAGCAUGCUGAAAGCAUCUCCACCGAAGACCUGCGAGAAGCCGUCAUGGAGAAGAUCGUCAAGCAGGUCAUCCCUUCCCAUCUGCUCGACGACAGAACCAUCUACCACAUCCAACCUGCCGGGCGGUUCGUGAUCGGUGGUCCUCAGGGUGAUGCCGGACUAACUGGUCGAAAGAUCAUCGUCGACUCAUACGGAGGCUGGGGUGCCCACGGAGGAGGUGCGUUUUCCGGGAAGGAUUGGUCCAAGGUUGAUCGAUCAGGGGCCUACCUGGCCCGAUGGAUCGCCAAGUCGAUAAUCGCCGCCGGAUUGGCCCGAAGGAUCUUGGUCCAAUUGUCCUACGCCAUCGGGGUCGCCGAGCCGCUCAGUAUUCACGUGGACUCGUACGGAACAUCCAAAGGAAAGACCGACGCCCAGCUAGUCGACAUCAUCCUACGUAACUUUGACUUGAGACCCGGUGUUGUUGUGAAAGAACUUGGUCUGCAAAGACCCAUCUACACCCAGACCGCUGCCUAUGGUCAUUUCGGUAACCCCCAAUACCCAUGGGAACAACCCAAACAGCUUAAAUUUUGA